Suillus subaureus is the source of this 648-nucleotide messenger RNA. RefSeq lists its product as uncharacterized. The transcript has a single exon. The coding region runs from base 1 to 648 and encodes 215 amino acids. The record is from RefSeq and is a predicted model, not a curated record. NCBI's taxonomy places the organism in Eukaryota, Fungi, Basidiomycota, Agaricomycetes, Boletales, Suillaceae.
AUGUCUUCCAAUAUCCGAAUUCCUUCUUCAUUUCCCCAUUCUCCACUAGAUGCAAAUGGAUCCAACUAUUUGUCAUGGGUCACAUCUAUGGACCUCUGGUUAUCCUUAUUCAACCUCUGGCGCCUCCUCAUUGGUGAUGAAAAGGAACCGCAACUGCCAAUCAAACUCUCUACUGAGUCCGAUGCAAUUUUUGCACAACAACUUGCCACACAUAUAGCAAGUGUAGAUGUCAUGUCCUUUUGUGAACGACAGAGUAUUACCAAAGGAUUGCUCAGGAUGGCUGUGCACUCCAGCAACUUAAUCCAUUUCACAGGUGUUUCAGAUCCUGCACUUGUUUGGAAGGUGCUUGAGAAUAAGUACCAGGCCACCAUCAGUAUCCAUUUCACACGUCUUAUGGGUCAUGUUUUCGACCUCCCAAAAGCUUCAGACAGUGAUUCACUCACGCUUUCAAUCAAGGAAGUUACAGAUAUUAAGGCCCAGUUCAAAGCUAUUGAGUCAACAGAAUGGAAGUGCAACGAGUACACUCUUGUACAAGCAUUGCUCUGUGCAUUACCAGACUUCUAUGCCCCACUCUCGCAACUUAUUCUUCAUAGUGCUGAUGCAAAUGCUGGAAAACUAACGCUCGAAGGCGUCAUAAAUCAGAUCUGA